CAUAUAAACACCAUGUGGUGUCGCCUUCAAUAUCAAAACUCAAAAGGAAGAAGAGUGAAACAGAAAGGGAUGAUUGAGGUGUGAAGACAGAUAAGAAAAUGGUGGGUUAUACUUCUACAUGGGUUUGGUGCUUAGGAGUUCUUGCAUUGCUGGUGAGCCCCGCGACCGGGAUCUCCUGUGGCGAUGCGGUGUCCAGGCUAAUCCCUUGUGAAGCUUAUUUGAUGGGGAUGGGAGGGCUGAAUCCUAGUGUGCAGUGUUGCAAUAGUGCUCGAGCUCUGAAUAAGUUGGCAGCCACCAAAUCUUCACGAAGGGAUCUCUGUCAGUGCCUGAAGCAGACUGCACCAUCUUUGGGAUUUCAGCUCGAGAGAGCAAAGCAACUUCCCUUACAGUGCAAACUCAACCUCAAAGUGACAAUUACUCCAGAUGUCAACUGCAACAACUUUUGAACGAACGACAGGUAGUAGUUGCUAGUGCGUCCUAGAUUCGGAUCUAAACCUCAGUGUUGCAACAUGAAUUUUGUUUGUUUUCAAAAUUCAUGUAUAUACGUAACAGAAGAUUUCAAUCCAAUGGUUUCUUUGCAAGGCCUUC
Molecule: messenger RNA, 588 nt
Organism: Nelumbo nucifera (sacred lotus)
Lineage: Eukaryota; Viridiplantae; Streptophyta; Magnoliopsida; Proteales; Nelumbonaceae
Source: RefSeq, a predicted model, not a curated record